This is a messenger RNA of Stylophora pistillata, 1552 nucleotides long. RefSeq names its product zinc metalloproteinase nas-4. The record is from RefSeq and is a predicted model, not a curated record. Gene Ontology annotation, biological process: proteolysis. Lineage: Eukaryota; Metazoa; Cnidaria; Anthozoa; Scleractinia; Pocilloporidae. Gene Ontology annotation, molecular function: zinc ion binding; metalloendopeptidase activity.
CCUCGUUCAAAAUUGUCUUCCUCGAAGUGAUUGGUCAAUGAAUUUUGACCACAAUGAACAGUUUGCGCAGAGAGAUUGUGUUUACUGGACUGGUUUUGGUGCUGACACUCGUCCAUCCGAGCCUGAUUACCCUCGGCCAAAAGAUGAAAGGAAUCAAACUAGCUGAUCAUCUGGAGGGAGACAUCAAACUUUCACCAAAUGUACAGUCACUUGUCGCAAAAGGUGUCAAAACGGACAAGAAUUAUGAGCCCAACGAGAGAGGAGCUGUGACCAACAAGAUAUAUUUAUGGACAAAUGGAAUCGUACCGUAUGUCAUUGACUCAGCCUUUGAUAGCUACUCAAGCGACAGGCGAGCCAUAAAGGACGCAAUAGCCACUGUGGAACAGAUCUCUUGUGUUCGUUUUAAAACAAGGACAAAUGAGCAGUAUUACAUAAAGUUUGUCAGGGGCUAUGGCUGUUGGUCAUACGUCGGUCAAGUCCAUAUGUCUGGAAGCCAGCCAAUCAGUAUUGGAACAGGAUGUGGUUUUAUUGGAACGGUAUUACAUGAACUCAUGCACGCCUUAGGAUUUUUCCAUACCAGUUCACGCCAUGACCGCGACUCAUAUGUUGUCGUUAUGUCUAAAAAUAUCAUGAAAGGCUAUGAAGUGAAUUUUAAAAAAUAUAACCAUGGUGAUAUAGACAGACUGGAAGCACCGUAUGACAUGACGUCACUUAUGCACCUGCCGAAAGACGCCUUUAGUAGAAAUGGUCUGAACACUCUGGAAGCACGUGCUGGACCUAACGUGCCACUGGGAAGGACAGAUAAACUGUCUGAGAUUGAUAAGGCUCAGCUAAAUUCACUUUAUAGUUGCACAGGUUACCCAAGUUGUUACAAGGCGUUCGGUAUGGAGUCUUUUAAAAUUCCCGACUCCAAAAUAACAGCCAGUUCAUAUAAAAUGUAUCAUGAACCUCACCAAGCCAGGUUACAUAUGGUAGCCAGCGCUUCAGGGAAUGGUGCCUGGUGCGCAAGUCAGAGUUUCCAGCAAGGCGAAUGGCUUCAGGUGGAUCUUGGAGGAAGAAAAGUAAUAACGGGAAUUGCAACCCAGGGGAAAGUAAACUUGUUUGUCAAUGCCUGGACAACUUUCCUUGAAUUAUGGUACAGCAUGGACCAAAAUAUCUGGUAUAAAGGAUUUAGUGGCCAGUUAAUUUCUGCAAACUUUGACAUGAGCUCAGUUCAAUAUAACCAGGCGCCAACACCUUUCACCGCACGCUACGUGCGAUUUGAACCUAUGUUUUGGUACAACGAAAUUUGUCUCAGGGUGGAAAUAUACGGGUGUGAUGCUUGAUGAUUGCAUGCAGCUUCUUGUGCCUCCAGAAAGUGUUUUUAAUUUGCAACUGAAACAGAUGUUAAUACCACAUACAUCAAGGGAAUAACUUUGAAACUCAAAUGGUCAGAGACAAUAAACUUUCCCUGAAUAUAAUGACUAGGAACAGAAUCAUACUGGUGUCGCACUAGGUGUAUUAUUUGUGGGAUGUGCCCUUGGAAAACGGGUGUCGUAAUAAAGAUUAUUUU